Lemur catta (Ring-tailed lemur) is the source of this 1030-nucleotide messenger RNA. It is a transcript of the gene RAB9A, whose product is annotated as RAB9A, member RAS oncogene family. The coding region runs from base 341 to 946 and encodes 201 amino acids. Gene Ontology annotation, molecular function: GTP binding; GTPase activity. The transcript is spliced from 4 exons. Gene Ontology annotation, biological process: Rab protein signal transduction; retrograde transport, endosome to Golgi. Gene Ontology annotation, cellular component: phagocytic vesicle; late endosome; lysosome. Lineage: Eukaryota; Metazoa; Chordata; Mammalia; Primates; Lemuridae. The record is from RefSeq and is a predicted model, not a curated record.
CCGCCCCGGCCCGUCGCCAUGUUGUUUCCUCUGCGCUGGAUGUGAGCCGCUGGAGCUGGAGCUGGAGCUGAAGCGCGGCAGCGCCACCGCUGCCGCCUCCUGCCCGCCAGGUCCGCGACCCUCUUUCUGUCCUCACUGCACCCAGAUAGGCCAGCCCGGAGUUCCCGGGGCGUCCUCCUUGUGGCCACGAGAAACUUCCUGUACUCCUGUAAGGAGCCUUGGCAUCGCGAUGAAACACUUGCCCUCAUCGUCUGAGUGAGUCUUCUCAACAACCCUAGGAGAUAAUGAUGCUUGAAUUGAACAAUUAAGGGUUCUGAAGUCAAAGCUCUUGAGAUUAAUAAUGGCAGGAAAAUCAUCGCUUUUUAAAGUAAUUCUCCUUGGAGAUGGUGGAGUUGGGAAGAGUUCUCUUAUGAACAGAUAUGUAACUAAUAAGUUUGAUACCCAGCUCUUCCAUACAAUAGGUGUGGAAUUUUUAAAUAAAGAUUUGGAGGUGGAUGGACAUUUUGUUACCAUGCAGAUUUGGGACACAGCCGGUCAAGAGCGAUUCCGAAGCCUGAGGACACCAUUUUACAGAGGUUCUGACUGUUGCCUGCUUACUUUUAGUGUCGAUGAUUCGCAAAGCUUCCAGAACUUGAGUAACUGGAAGAAAGAAUUCAUAUAUUAUGCAGAUGUGAAAGAGCCCGAAAGCUUUCCUUUUGUGAUUUUGGGUAACAAGAUUGACAUAAGCGAACGGCAGGUGUCUACAGAAGAAGCCCAGGCCUGGUGCAGGGACAACGGCGACUAUCCUUAUUUUGAAACAAGUGCAAAAGAUGCCACAAAUGUCGCAGCAGCCUUUGAGGAAGCGGUUCGGAGAGUUCUUGCUACCGAAGAUAGGUCAGAUCACUUGAUUCAGACAGACACCAUCAAUCUUCACCGAAAGCCCAAGCCUAGCUCAUCUUGUUGUUGAUUAUUAAAGAUAGGCCGGGCGCGGUGGCUCAUGCCUGUAAUCCUAGCUCUCUGGGAGGCCGAGGCGGGUGGAUCGCUCAAGGUC